CGUCGCGCACUUCCGGGUGUUGUCUGGCCGCCGCCGCCGCGCGUCUACGGUCUCCAGGCCGCCGCCGCCGCCGCCUCGGGUCCCGGAGGCAGGAGCGACGUCACCACCAUGGCCGGCAUCAAAGCUUUGAUUAGCUUGUCCUUUGGAGGAGCAAUUGGACUGAUGUUUUUAAUGCUUGGAUGUGCCCUCCCAAUAUACAACCAAUACUGGCCCCUCUUUGUUCUGUUCUUCUAUAUCCUUUCACCUAUUCCAUACUGCAUAGCAAGAAGACUAGUAGACGAUACGGAUGCUAUGAGUAACGCCUGUAAGGAACUCGCCAUAUUUCUUACAACAGGCAUUGUGGUCUCAGCUUUUGGCCUUCCUAUCGUAUUUGCCAGAGCACAUCUGAUCGAGUGGGGAGCUUGUGCACUCGUCCUCACGGGAAACACCGUCAUCUUUGCAACUAUCCUGGGCUUUUUCUUGGUCUUUGGAAGCAAUGAUGACUUCAGCUGGCAGCAGUGGUGAAAGGAAUCACUGAACUCUUGUCACAUGGACUUCUUGUCAUUUCUCAGCCGUCCGCGCACACAGGAGACAGGGCAGUGAUGCUGAGCGGUGGAGCAGGCCUCUCGGGGUGUCCCGGGUGCUCCCUUCUCACUGUAUUGUAAGCAUACUAUUUUCACAGAGACUUGCUGAAGGAUUAAACGGAUUUUCUCUUUUGGAGGAGCUUGACUGAUUUCACACUUAUCUCUAGUAUGCUUUUUGUGGUGUCCUGCUGAAUUUAAAAUAUUUAUGUGUUUUUCCUGUUCGGUUUUUUUUUUUAAUCAAUAUGCAAUGUUAAACAUUUUUUAAAUGUAAUAACCAUUUACAUUGGUUAGGCAUUAGAGUUCUGCUAGCUAUUACUGGGCUAAAUACAUUUUUUUUUCCUUAAAAUUGUUUAACCUCCAUUACUACACAUAGUUAUAAAAAUAAAUUUUUCAGUCAGUCAGGAUGACACUCCCAAUUUUAUGCAAACAUGCAGACCAUUAGUAUACCUUAUAGACUAUGUACUCAGUGCAAAUCUAGCUGCAUUUAUACCUCAGAGGGGCCAAGUAUUAAUGCCGUGCCCUCCAUAAUAGUUGCUGGUUUUGCCAGAAAGCAGGUGUUUUGUGAAUUGAAAAUUGUUUUAUGGAAUUGUUGCAAAGGAGUGCUUUUAUUCUCAGUUGCUCGAAGGACUUAUGGUUAAAGGUAAGAGUGUAAAAACAGAUUUUUGAGACAUGGUUUUUAUUUAUGUUUAUUAUAGUUAGAGUGAGUUGCAUGGCAGGAAGAAAGGAGGUUGAAAUUCCAUUUUUGUAAAAUUUUGUUUCUAUUUAUAAGUGAAAUUUUUGAUCUUUGAGGCUCUCAUGUUUUGCAUGGGUAGAGGGACACACGUGGAGCUGCGGCUGACACAGGAACGUGGAUGCUCGCACCUACACACUGGAGUACCUCUGCCUGCCUCCUCCUUGUGGCUUAGUUUAUACACUGUAUAUAUUCAGUGAAAUAAAUUUUCCCAUACAGUUUAGUGACACCUUAAAUUAGAGCUGAGUGCUCUGCCAUACAUUCAGAGUGUCCCUGCCCCACACAGAAGGCCUUGAGGUGAUUAACGGGUGACUUCUUAGUCUUGCCAGUCAUAUAUUAACAACUCAAGAUCUAGAACAUGGGAAUGGUAGUACUUAUUCCCUCAGGUUAUAUCAUACGUGAUUUUAAAAUACUAAAGAUGAGUUUCCUGUGUACUUCUCAACAUUUUUUUUCUUUCACCCUCAGAGAUACUCUGUUUCCUUUUAUAAAUGGCCUUGAUAUGUGAAUUCAUGCAAAGCAGCCAAAUCCAGCUAUGUGGCAGCUUCAGACACAAACCUGACCCCCAGAUUCCCAGUAACCAGUCAUGAUCAAGUUAUCGUGGUCAUUUGCCUCUCCCACAGUGAUCAGUGUUUGUUUCAGGAGUUUUGAAAAUCAUCCAGGUCUGACAGUGUUUUGCUAUGGACAUUCGUUUGUGUUUCUUCAGUAUACUUACUUAAAAAUCUGUUUCGCCUUCAGAUGAAACAGUAAUCACGACAACUAUCUCAUUCUGUAAAGUUGAUUUCUCCCAAAACACGGGAACAGAUUGUGGGUUUGUUCAGCUUUCUACUAGAGAUGCCUCAAGGCUUCUUUACCCAACCCAAGUUGUUACUUUGAGCCGUGAGAUGGACGGCAGGAUGAAACACCCACGUGUGGCUGUCACGUCUACCCACAAGCCAAAGGCGGCUUGCGGUGUCACGAGGUAGGCCUGAGGACGAAGGGACAGCUACUCACAGAGCAGGCAGCUGGGGGUAGAGUUGGGGACUCAGUGCCUGUGAUCUACUCAAAGUUUUUCUUUUUGCCAAAAGUACAGUCUCUGGUCCUUCCCUGUUUUCUGUUCUAGAAUGCCAGUGCGGUGCACUGCUACUGUCUUAUUUACUUGGCCGUAGACUCUUUCUCGCAGCUGCGGAUCUCUUCUGUAUAAUAAUCGCCCUGGCAGCAUUGUGUCUUUGACCUUGCACACUAGCUUGACAUAGUGCUGUCUCUGAUUUCUAGGCUAAAAUUACUUGAGGGCUGAAUUUUCCAUAGAAUAUGCACUGACCCUGCAUUGCCAUUCUUCUAUGGAAAGAGAACUUUUGAUGAUGAAACAAUAAAGAUUUUAAAUAUC
This is a messenger RNA of Dama dama (fallow deer), 2656 nucleotides long. RefSeq names its product leptin receptor overlapping transcript like 1 (gene LEPROTL1). The record is from RefSeq and is a predicted model, not a curated record. The transcript has 4 exons. Bases 109 to 504 code for a protein of 131 amino acids. NCBI's taxonomy places the organism in Eukaryota, Metazoa, Chordata, Mammalia, Artiodactyla, Cervidae. Gene Ontology annotation, biological process: negative regulation of growth hormone receptor signaling pathway; late endosome to vacuole transport via multivesicular body sorting pathway. Gene Ontology annotation, cellular component: endosome.